GGGCGCCAGUACUUUUGAUAGCUGGCCGUGUGGCGUGCCAAUACUUCUGACAGCCGGCCAGAUAGGGUGCCAAUACAUUUUAUAGCCGAAUGUGUACGGAGGCAAUAGUUUUAGAGCUUUCUCUUUAGAGGGCCAAUACUUUCGAAACUCAAUACAAGUCUAGGGGAAAUUUUCCGACUUUGAGCUUCCGUAGCGGAAAUUCCGGCAUUCCGAUCGCUUUUAAAAGUCACGGUACACCUCUCCUCAAUAAGCCGAUCGAUUUGACACCUCACCCGUCGAUCUCCGACAAACGGUACGGGACUAGUUAUGCGCCGAAAAAAAGUGUAAUAAUAAUAAUAAUAAUAAUAAUAAUAAUAAUAAGUAUGCCGAAUAACAAUAGUAGUGCUUUUCAAGCACCACUAAUAAACAGUUCCUAUUACUAAAAUAUACCAUCAGUUCAGUAUAUCUGCCUAGUAGCCUUCAGUGGCUCCACCCGCCGAUAUUUUGCUACAGUACCAGUUUGACAGGCAUAAGACUUCUAAGAAAACGAAAGUUGAACAGUCAAGCAGUAAAUGACCUGACAAUGACGGAGCAAGGAAGGCGCCACAAUCCAAAAGACAGCACCCUGAAAUUUGUCACUCGACCGGAUGACAUUACCCUUGACGAUGAUCCAAAUACCCAGAGAUUAGAAAUGUCUUGUGGCCACGCUGUCACACCUGAAUCCCUCACAGCCUUCUGUCGCAGUCUUCUGGAUAAGGGUCAGUACAAGUUCCUGUGUCCAGCUGUAAAACAGGGAACUGAUACAUGUGCGGCUGAGUGGCCAUAUAUGGAAGUGCGGAGGAUUGCUUUACUGACUCAAGAAGAGCAGAACCACUUUGAAGAGACAAUGGCUGAACUGGCAGCAGAUAGGUACUAUGAAUACAACCCAUGCCCCAGGUGCAGUUCAUAUAUCGAGAGGCAGGAUUUGACCAACCUAUGUGUACUCUGCACCAUAUGUACAUCAGAUACUGGCGAGACAUUUGAGUUCUGCUGGCAGUGUCUGAAGACAUGGAAAGGGCCAGCACCUCGCUCAGACAAGUGUGACAACAACAACUGCAUUAAUUCAAAACUUGAGAAGCUAUUAAACUGUGAGGAUACAACCCUUCCUGAGGUUCAAGACAUAAGAUGUCCCUCACUGCGAGCUUGUCCUACAUGUGGAAACCUGGUAGAGCAUGACACAACAGGGUGUAAGAAUAUAAUAUGUAAUCGCUGCCAGAUUGAAUUCUGCUUUUCUUGUCUGAAGAUAACUGAAGAUUGUCUAGAAACAAGCUCACAUUUUGAACCUUGCUCAGGUGGUGUAGCAUCUCGGCAAACAAUCAUUCCAACCUGGAGAAAGUAGGUAAUUACGUUUUUGCCAUAAUAUAAACACCAAACAGCAAAAGAAGCUUAAUAGUUUAGUAAUAUAGGAUAAUGCAAUCUAUAUUUAUUACGAUUAAAACUAAGGCACACCUGUCUUAAUAGUUGCCCCUAAGUUAUAUUGAAAAGCUUAUUGUGUUUGUCUUUAUUGUUAUUAGUUUUAUAACAAUUUUCUUUUGUUCAAAAUGUCAAUUCAUAAAUUGUUCAUAGGGGCAUUUAUGCAAUAUAUUUGGGACUCAUGAAGAUCCUGUAAGUUUCUUGAAGGCUCUCCAUUUGUAAACAAACCUUCUCACUUAAUUUCAAAUUGUUUGGAGAUGGCCUUAUAACCCCCCAAGAUUUAUGAGCAGCAACAAUUCUUCUCUGAGGUCAUGGCUGAUGUCCUUUGUUUUAGGAAUGAUGUAAACACACAGGAGUGCUCCAGAACAUAAACUGCCAAAAGUUCUGCUAUUAUAGAGGUAGUCACAAUCUGUAAAAUUAAUUAAUCUUGUGUAUAUCAUUAGUAACUGAUGGCUACUAAUUACUCCCUUAAUAACUGUGGUAGUAGGAAGGGUGUACCUAUUUUUCCCACCUGGUUUCCGAAUGUUGGUUUACUUUUUGGUUAAAAUACUCUCUCUCUCUCUCUCUCUCUCUCUCUCUCUCUCUCUCUCUCUCUCUCUCUCUCUCUCUCGCUCUCUGUCUGAGUAUGAUAAAGAACAGUGAAAUAAUGAAUAAAACAUGCUGUAAUCAUUUACUAAAACAUGUUUAUUUGUUUAAUGAAUUAUUUCCCAGUUCAAAUUAAAUGUCAACAUGUAUCUACAGUAUGUAUUCAGCAAACAAAAUAAUAAAUUUUUUUUUUU
Messenger RNA from Ictalurus punctatus (channel catfish), 2210 nucleotides. RefSeq lists its product as uncharacterized. NCBI's taxonomy places the organism in Eukaryota, Metazoa, Chordata, Actinopteri, Siluriformes, Ictaluridae. The record is from RefSeq and is a predicted model, not a curated record. The coding region runs from base 563 to 1357 and encodes 264 amino acids. The transcript is spliced from 4 exons.